AUCGUUGGCGGCGCCUGCAUCUACAAGUUCUUCAUGCCCCGGCACAAGACUUUUGAGGGUCAGCUGUCCUACAUCGAUCACACAGACGUGGACGAGGAGCCGUAUUACCUGCCGGUGUCAGAGAGGGCCGACAUCCGCGAGGAGGACAACGUGGCCCUGAUCAGUGUCCCUGUGCCCAGCUUCUCCGAGGGCGACUCUGCCGCCAUUGUCCACGACUUUGACAGGCUCCUCACCGCUUACCUGGACCUGCAGCUGCAGAAAUGUUACAUCAUCAACCUGAACACGUCCAUCGUCCUGCCGCCCCGCAACCUGAUGGACCUCUUCAUGAAGCUGGCGACUGGAUCCUACCUGCCGCAGACUUACCUGGUGCGCGAGGAGCUGGUGGUGACGGAGAGGAUCGAUGAUGUGUCCGAGCUGGGGGUCUUCAUCUACCAGCACUGCAUGGGGCGGGAGACCUACAGACUGCAGAGGAGGGACCAGAUCAUAGGUUUCCAGAAGCGCUCGGCAGAGAACUGCAUGCAGAUCGUCCACUUUGAGAACACGUUUGUGAUGAUGACCCGGAUCUGCCAUGAGUGAGGCCUCGGGGGGGCGGUGAAGACGGCGACUUAUGUAUUUUUUUUUUUUUUUCCUUUUUCCGAUUUUUAACCUGUGCAGUGAUAAUCAAUCAUUCUCCACUCGUGCUCCUGCUUUGUAGCUUCUGUACGGACUUUGACGUGACCCCCGCGCCUGGCGGGCGACGCCAAACCUCAGGAAUUGACCUAGAAUUAGUGGCCGUAACCUCACUGUCCUCACCCUGAUGCCGGCGGCUCCGCGACAGAAGCUUUAACAUCGUUCACUUUCCGAUAGGACGAGUCGUCCCGGCGCAUGUUCUCCCUGCGGCUACUGUGACUUCUGUAUAUUUGCUGCUUUCCUGACACUCGAGAUUAUUAUUAUAAUUUUUUUUUUUCUUAGAAUGGACUUUGUACUUCAAAUGUCAAAAAAAAAAGCUCUCGCCCCCCCCCC
Molecule: messenger RNA, 1002 nt
Organism: Hyla sarda
Lineage: Eukaryota; Metazoa; Chordata; Amphibia; Anura; Hylidae
Product: integral membrane protein 2A-like
Biological process (GO): negative regulation of amyloid precursor protein biosynthetic process
Cellular component (GO): extracellular exosome; plasma membrane; Golgi apparatus
Molecular function (GO): amyloid-beta binding
Source: RefSeq, a predicted model, not a curated record